CGGCACCUUGACCUCGCGAGACCCUUGAUCUUUUCCGAGGCCCCGUGAAGCUGCAAUAUCAACCAGUGAGGCUGACCGUCCCUCCCCAGGGGUUUUUCUUUUCGCCCGGCGACAUGAUGGCACUGUGAUCUUCAAAUGCCAAGCUGCGAUAAGCACAUUGCCCUCUCUCCUCCUACAAGUUCGGGUAGAGUGCCCGAAGCAACCACUCCAUAUUUCAACGCGCAUCGCAUCACAGACAUAGGAGAUCUUCACGCGACUAGACUCUGGCAUAGGCCAAGCCCUCAUUCGCAGCCGAGCCAGUGCCGCCGCCGCCGCCGCCGCCCCGUGAGAGCGAUUAUCAACUCGAAACGACGAAACUGUUCGGGUCGGUCCUAUUCGUGCAUGCAGUCGCCUGCGCGCCCCUGCGUCGCGUGUGUCCCAAGCAAAGAUGGCCCGCAUAUCGGUGGUAGCCCUGAGCAAAUACCUGCUCGACGGACGCCUGUCGCAUCGAGGGUGCCUCGGAGCUCGAUUCGCCCUGGUACGGCCUACCCCGGUCGGGCAUCCUCGACCAAGGGCUGGUGCAGCUCGAGCCCUCCACGCCGCCGCCAGCAGCGCCCACCCGGGCUCGCAAACUCCAGCUGUGCCUUUCCGCAAGCAAUUGAAAGAAGAGGCCAAGCUGGCCAAGAAGCAGGGCAAGAACAAGUCCAAGAGCGGCUCACAGACCGUCGACGGCUGGGAACUCACCGUCGGCAUCGAAAUCCAUGCCCAGCUCAACACGUCGCGCAAGCUCUUCUCGCCCGCCACCACCUCAUUCAACGAUGAGCCCAACAGCCAUGUCGCCCUCUUUGACGUGGCGAUGCCCGGCAGCCAACCACUGGUACAGAAAGACGUCUUGCCCCCUGCCCUCCGAGCGGCCCUCGCCUUGAACUGUGAAAUCCAGCGGGUCAGCCGGUUCGACAGGAAGCACUACUUUUGGUGGGACCAACCCUCUGGCUAUCAAAUCACCCAAUACUACGAACCGCUUGCCAAGAAUGGACACAUGACUUUGUAUGCGAGAGACGGCAUCGCGCCAGAGGAUGGCGAGAGCGUCAUCGUUGGCAUCAAGCAGGUCCAGCUGGAGCAAGACACGGCGAAGACGUUGGCACAGGCGGGGAAUGUGUCGUGGCUUGACUUUAACCGCGUCGGCGUGCCUCUGAUUGAAGUCAUUACGGAGCCGCACAUGCAUCAUCCGCGCACGGCCGCCGUCCUUGUCCGCAAGAUUCAACUUCUGCUCAACACGGUGGACGCCUGCGUCUCAGGCAUGGAGACGGGUGGACUCCGCGCCGACGUCAAUGUCUCGGUGCGACGGACGGACGACCUAACGAAACGGCUGGGGACGAGGACCGAGAUCAAGAAUCUAAGCACCAUCAAGGCCGUGGAGGAUGCCAUCAUUGCCGAAAGGGACCGCCAGAUCCGCGAAAUCGAGGCCGGCGGUGUCGUCGUAGGCGAGACACGAGGCUGGACGCUGGGCUCCAAGGAGACGCGGCGGCUCCGUGGCAAGGAGGGCGAGGUCGACUAUCGCUACAUGCCGGACCCAGACAUUGGCCCGCUAGUACUCGGCGAUGACCUCGUGCAACAGCUGCGAAAGUCAUUGGCCGUCUUGCCCGACACGGAGCUCGACAAGCUCAUUGACGACUUUGGCCUGACGGCAAAGGAUGCCCUGUCCCUCAUCACGCUGGACAACGGAGCUCGCGUCCAGUAUUACUACAAGGUCUUGGACAGCAUCCAGAAGAUGAUUGCGGCCGAGUUCGCCGCAGGCACGAUGCCCGACUUCAAGAGCUACUCGACGCUCGCCGGGAACUGGAUCAUCCACGAGCUGGGCCGCCUGACGACGUACAAGGCGGGGCCGCUGGCGUCCGGGGAGCUUUCUUUCACGGCGGACGGCGAGUGCGCGCAGGUCCCGGGCGCGGCGCUGUCGCAGCUGCUCUACCACCUCUACUGCAAGCACAUCACGGGCAAGGUGGCCAAGGAGCUGCUUUUGGCCAUCUAUCUCGGCGACCUGGAGGGCGGCGUUCUCGAGGCGAUCGACGCCAACGACCUCUGGUUCAAGGAGAUAUCGCAGGACGAGUACGCUGCUCUCGUGGAGGAAGCCAUCGCGGGGGAGGACAAGGUGCUGCGGGAGUUUGUCGACUACAAGCGCUUCCCCGAGGGCAAGCUGAUGUGGCUGGUGGGCAAGAUGAUGCGCCUCGGGCCGACGGAGCGCAUCGACCCGGCGACGGCCGAGAGUGCCAUGAGGGCUCGCGUGGCGCGACUGCGUGCAACAUAGGGCGUGUCUUGCGACAUGAAUGUUGUUGCUUUUGCGCCUCCUAGGGGCAUGCGUUGGAUGAAAGCAGGGCGGGCGAUCGGGCGUGAAUCUCUCCUGCGCGCGGCUGCCUGUUGGGAAGUCGGGCACCGCAAGCCUUAGGCCAAGGAGGCCCAAGGGCGUCCUGUCAGGGUCGUGGCGGGCCACGUCUCCUCCGACUGCGCGCGCUUGCUCACAGGCGUAGAUGGGAGGUGCCGUCUUGUACAUUAUUUGUUAUCAUGUAGCGUGCCGUUUGCGACUGGCCUCUGUACAUGUCUCUAGUCGUCGAUGGAUGCAAGGUGUCUGUCUGUACGAAUAUUGUUCCUUCUUUUCUCAUAGAGCGAGCGCACCACGCGGGCACUGGGAUG
Molecule: messenger RNA, 2667 nt
Organism: Purpureocillium takamizusanense
Lineage: Eukaryota; Fungi; Ascomycota; Sordariomycetes; Hypocreales; Ophiocordycipitaceae
Exons: 1
Coding region: 428-2284 (618 amino acids)
Biological process (GO): glutaminyl-tRNAGln biosynthesis via transamidation; mitochondrial translation
Molecular function (GO): glutaminyl-tRNA synthase (glutamine-hydrolyzing) activity
Source: RefSeq, a predicted model, not a curated record